AUGUCCCCUUUUAGGACUCGUUAUCGGAUUUUUGACGAGUACUUGAUCACCCGGAGACCCCAGGCGUUUUUGCAAUUCAUCAAGCUUCUCCCUGACGAGUUCGAGGACCUCUAUGAAAGUCUUGGUGGUCGCUUGGAGCAUUUCCGUGAGGAGGUACUCUACGACUCAUGGCUACUUCGCAGUUUACGUAGUAUAUUCGCAUAUGUCACACAAGGAAAGUCUUUUUCCGCGUUUGCUUUAGACAUUGGAAUGGGGGUCUCGACAGCUGCAGCUAUAGUAAAGGAGGUUACCGAGGCAAUUCUAAUUGUGCUACAUAGACGAGCUUUGCCCCGCCUGACACGUGGUAAACUGAGGCAGGUUGCAGAGAUGACGCAGGAAAGGUUUGAUUACCCAAGAGCUGUAGGAUUUCUUGAUGGAAAACAUAUCCUUAUAAAGAAGCCUAAGCGCUCGGACAGCGCGUACUAUAACUACCAACACUACCACUCCAUCAUCCUAUUGGCUCUAUGCGACUGCGAAAACCGCAUCAUGGCCUAUGAUGUGGGAUCUCCAGGCCGCCUCAGCGAUGCUGGAGUAUUUCGCUCCUCGGAACUCAAGAGGUUUCUGGAUACUCACGACGGUAUAUUUCCACCAACAGAGGACCUCGGUACCGUCGGUCCCGUCCAGUACCAUAUCUUAGUAAACGGUGGUUUUGGGCAAGGACUCAGGUUUAUUAGGCCCUAUACAGAGAGGGAAGCUACCACAAGGGAUAAAAGGCUAUUCAAUCGGAAACUGAGCGGGUAA
Molecule: messenger RNA, 780 nt
Organism: Cylicocyclus nassatus
Lineage: Eukaryota; Metazoa; Nematoda; Chromadorea; Rhabditida; Strongylidae
Source: the annotation of a GenBank genome assembly